GUUGCGCCUCGGUUGACAUUGUUGUUGUUGUGGGAGUAAGAAUGUAGUUUAUUGUCAAGUCUGUAUUGGCGUUAAAAACAAGUUCAACUUUUGGAUUAAAGCACAGCGGAGUGAAGAGUGGCUGUCGGCCGGGAUAAUUUGAUGUAAAGCGAAGGCUAGAAUGGGUCGCUGAGGGAGAAACUGUAGCUUCGAGGCCGCUCAAGCUCAAGGCGUGGUGGUACCAGUGCUGGUGCUUUGAGGGAGACUUGCUCUCCUGUGUUUUUCGCUGCCCUGAUGCCCCCCUGCAGCGCUGUUGCUUCAUGAUCACAUGACCGUGGAUAUGGACGCAGUCCUAUCCGACUUUGUCCGCUCUACAGGAGCCGAACCUGGACUAGCCAGAGACCUGCUGGAGGGCAAGAACUGGGACCUGACGGCUGCACUGAGCGAUUUUGAGCAGCUGAGGCAGGUGCACGCUGGGAGCCUGUCCUACACGUUUUCAGAGGAGAGGGAGCAGGCCGUGGCCGAGAGGGACAUGGCCAGGGUGGGCCGGCCUCUCCUGCACCGGCAGGACGAAGUGGUGCAAGCCACGGAGAAACGGCUAUCUCGGGGAAUCUCUCACGCCAGCUCCACAAUCGUGUCACUGGCCCGCUCUCACGUGUCCAGCACAGGCUGUGGUGGCACCAGUGAGCCGCUCCUGGACACACCUCUCUGCACCUUCCAGCUGCCUGACCUCACCGUCUACCGGGACGACUUCCGCGGCUUCAUCGAAAGGGACCUUAUCGAGCAGUCCAUGAUGGUGGCUCUAGAGCAUGCUGGCCGGCUAAACUGGUGGACAAAGUUGGGUCCAGGCUGUCAGAGUCUGUUGCCUUUGGCUACUAGUGGAGAUGGAAACUGUCUCCUCCACGCUGCCUCUCUAGGUAUGUGGGGCUUCCACGACCGUGAUCUGAUGCUGCGGAAGUCGCUCUAUGCGCUCAUGGACCACGGCCAGGAGAGAGAGGCACUGAAGCGCAGGUGGAGGUGGCAGCAGACCAUGCAGAACAAAGAGUCAGGGCUGGUGUACACUGAGGAGGAGUGGCAGAAGGAGUGGAAUGAGCUGUUGAAGCUGGCCUCCAGUGAGCCCAGGAUACACUACAGCACCAAUGGCACCAACGGGGCGGAGUCACAGGAGGAGCCGGUGUAUGAGAGUUUAGAGGAGUUCCACGUGUUUGUGCUGGCUCAUGUGCUUCGCCGACCUAUAGUCGUGGUGGCUGACACCAUGCUGAGAGACUCUGGAGGAGAGGCUUUUGCUCCAAUCCCAUUUGGUGGGAUUUAUCUUCCCCUGGAGGUACCGGCUAACAAGUGUCACCGUUCACCGCUUGUCCUAGCCUACGACCAGGCUCAUUUCUCCGCACUGGUUUCGAUGGAGCAGAAGGACAGCUCCAAAGAGCAAGUGGUGAUUCCUCUGACCGACUCGGAUCACAAGAUGCUGCCUGUGCACUUUGCUGUGGACCCGGGCAAGGACUGGGAAUGGGGCAAAGACGACGCCGACAACGUGAUGCUAGCCAGUGUUACUUUAUCUCUGGAGGCGAAGCUCCACCUGCUGCACACCUACAUGAAUGUGACAUGGCUUCCUCUACCUUGUGAGGUACAGCAGGCUCCCCUUGCCCAACCAGAGUCUCCGACAGCUUCAGCAGGAGAGGAUGCCCGUACGCCCCCUGACUCCGGAGAGUCGGAUAAGGAGUCUGUGAGCAGCAGCUCAAACGGUAACGGGGACAGCAGCGCCACAGGGAGUGGUGGAGCAGCAAAAUCUGGAGGUGGAUCCUCCAGCUCCUCAAGCUCAUCCAGCAACAGCUCCGCCGGAACGACUGGGACAUUGGGCAAAGAGAAGAAGGACAAAAAGGACAAAGAGAAGGACAAGGACAAAGACAAGAAGCGGGCAGACUCUGUGGCCAACAAGUUGGGCAGCUUUGGCAAGAGCUUAGGCAGCAAGCUUAAGAAAAAUGUAGGGGGUUUAAUGACGGGUAAGACGGCAACGGGCAGCGGGGGCAAGCCGUCCGAGGGCACAGAGAAGAAGAAGGGCUCUCUGCGGGGUCGCAAGGGCAGCAAGGAUGGCUCACCCUCUGUCCAAACUGGUUCUGAAGACUCUGGGAAAGGCUCGCCCUCUUCGGGAAGCGAGCGGCAGAACGGCAACAGCAGCUCAUCCGAGAGCGAUCCGUACAAGUAUAGCUCAGACGUCAAGGUGAGCCUGAGCAUCCUUCGGGCAGCCAUGCAGGGUGAGAGAAGGUACAUUUUUGCUGGGCUUCUGACCACCAGCAAUCGGCAGCCAUACCAAGAGGAGAUGAUCCAGAGGUACCUGGCUGAUGCUGAGGAACGUUUCCGGGCAGAGCAGGAGCAGAGGAGGGAGGCCGAGCGCAAGUCUGGAGUGGCAAAUGGGGUACAGCUCAAGAAAGAGCCGUCGGAUUUAGGCUACCGAAGCUUCGAGAGUAAAGAGGAUGCAAUAGACGGAGCUCCACCUACUUUCAAAUCGGCCUCUUUCAGCCCGUCAAUGUAUUCAGGCGUGGUUCCCAUCCCCAGACCCACUUUCAUCGACCAGUCUCCAGCACCACUUAGCCAGCACCUGCACAUGCAUGGCUACAUUGAUGCCCGCCGACAGCUGGCAGGCGGCUCGCCCUCUACUUACCCCGGCCUGCCAUCCUACGCCACCCUGCCCCGCCACUGCCCGCUGGCUCAAGGCCCUCCCCACCCUCAGUAUCACCCUCCUGUCCCCUCCGCCACGGUGGUCAGCCCGUCCCGCGUAACGCCCUGCUUCACUUCGUACGCCCAGGAGCAGGAGCCACUCGACUUUCUGGCCGACUCACAAGGAGGAGGCUAUGCUAACGGCCCGAGGGACCCGCGAUCCAAUUUGGACAGUCGCAGCGGGCCACCACCAGUCAGGCACUAUUCGUUGGGCAGCGCAGGCGGUUUAGCUAGUCUGCAGUCCAGCCGGUGCCGGACGCCCAGCUGCAACUACUACGGACACCCGGAAACCUGCAACUACUGCUCGUACUGCUACAGGGAGGAGCUGAAGAGGAGGGAAACGGAGCCGGCCAUCCACAGGUUCUAAACAGACACCUCAUCGUGACUGGCCUUCUGAAGGACUCUGUGGUGCCCUCUUCUCCAGCGGAGCCUCAGCACCUCCUGUCCUGUACCGGAGGAUUUCGCUUCAGACAUUAGACGGGCCCUUCCUUUGUCAGCUUCCUUUGGAGGGACUCUAAUCAGCCACGGAAAUGGCUGCUGACAUAAAUCGAGGUGUCCAUACCUCUGUUACAUUUGCAGUGGAUUUUAGGCAGGAGCUUUGUGCAAGCGCUGUCACCUCGUUUUUGUUUUUUUUUCGUGCAUUGUUGUCAUCGCCUUCAUACAUGUCUAUGUAUGAAGGGAUUCGUUUUGGGGCACGAAUUUGCUGCCGUGCAUUGCAUAAACACACCACAUGCAAAUACACCUCCCCCACAUUUAACAUUAACAUCAAGCACAACCAGAAGAUGCACAUUUGUACAGUUACCUAUGUACAAAGGACAUUCAGUGACUUAUUUGCGGCAUGUCAGAGAGGGACGAGUAGGGUUUCAGUUUAGCGGACGUAUUUUUUUGCCAUACAAUGUUAGCUAAAUCAUAGACGUCGGCACAUCAUGCUGUUAGCCAACGCUAACAACUGUUUUGUGUUGCUUGUAAGUCCGUAACCAAACAACACAAUGCUUUAGCUCUGACCCCUUUCUCUCAAGCCAUGUCCUGACUCGCUUAAAUCGGGCCAGCAGGAUGUUUUUUUGUGACUCGGUGCUCUUUUGCUCGUCUCGUACCUCCAAAAGACGCUCCGUGUCUAGCUAAACUCUUGAGGAGCAAAACCUUGACAGCCAAAGGUUUUACUGUAUAGUCACUCCAAGUAGUGGACGCUUUUGUUAAUAUUGCUUUUACGUGAAGUUUUGCGGUGGAGACUUUUCAGGUCAAAGAGCAGAACUAGUGGAUACAGCAGGCCUCUUCUUACAUUGAAGAGUUGCUGAUGCAUACAUGUUCAAAACAAGGACGGCUGACAAGGUGUCCCCGCAGUGGAGGUUGGAGGGAGAGGGGGUUAUAUUGCAAAACGUGGGGGGUAAAUGAGCUACUUAUUCAGUUUAUGCUAGUUUUGGGUUGAACCCCUUGCAUCCCAAGUCAAUACUACCUUAAUUUGAACCCAAAGUUAGCUUUAUGUACAUUUCAUUUUAUCUGAUAACAAACAUUUCCUUUUAAUUUAUACUAAGUGAAGACAACACUAGUCUAGUUCAUGGAAAAUGUGCAUCCUGCUGUAAUUAGCCUAUUUUAUAGAAGUCCUUACAUUACAUAUUGUAAUCCAAUGGUUUGUCCCUAAUCAACUAAAAUACUCAGAUGUUCGAUUAGAAGUAUUUCAAAAUGUCUUUUAAGGCGAUAUAUAGCGAAUAUAUACCCUAGACAUGCUGUUAAUCCCCUCCGAAAUACUAAAGAUGGGUCAGUGGACUUUUCUCUGCACAAAGUCAAGCACUUUUCUAAUGUCCAGAGGUCGAGUGUGGUUGCGUGCUUUUUCUUACGUUUGUGUUUGGUGUGUUGGUGAUGAGGAUGAUGACUAUACUAGACUGUUCUGCUGCUGUCUGGCUGUCGGACGGCGGCUCGGUCCCACGUUGGAGGCACGGUUUUUCAAACUCCACAGCGGAGUUUGGCUCUGAUUCGUGGACUUCUUGGCUUUAGGUGCCACUGUGUUGCGCUCAACCUUGCUGUUUCCUAGUUGCCUUUUUCAGUCUCGGUCCAGUCCUUUUGGAGAUUGUUGAACUGAACUUAAUUGUCAGUUUUUUUGUUUUUUUUUCUUUUAUUUCUUUUCUUUUUUUUUUUGGCCGUAAAUGCACUGAUAAAGGUCACGCAAUGGAACAUUUAUCAUUCUCCUUAGUUGAUAAGUUGCAUGAAGCCACAUACAUUGAAUACUGCUUUUACUACAUACCUGCACGUUGAAUAUCUCCCGCUGGUUGAGACAAAUAGUCUCCAUUAUUUAAACGAGACUGUGUUCCCUGUUAUGUGAGCACAGAGGGGAUGUCUUUGUACAGUUCACAUUUGUUAGUUUUAAAACUGGUGUGUAUGGAACCCUGUUAGAGGAAUAUUCCAGCGUUUUUCAACCAUCUGCCACGUCUGUUGGUCUGUAUGGUUGACUACCAUGGACGAUGUCAUUUUCCUGUACUGUAAAAGAGCAUAAACUCAAAACGGACUUACUAGAAGCCAGUGGGCAGUUGUUUUAGGUUGAAAAACACUGAAAAUUUUAUUUUAAUAACAUACUGAAACAGGGUUCCACAUGCCAGCAUUUCGCUCAGAAGUUACUUGUGUGCUAGUAGCGGGUGAAAGAUAUCUAUGCCAGGUGACUGUAGACUCCACAUUGGGCAUGUCGACUUGAUUAAUUGGUUUAACUCUGUUUUGGCUGUGUCCUGUACAAAGUGUAAUGUCUGUUGUACUGCUUAAAAAUGAAAAUCUAUCAGACUAAGCUAUCUAAGCUAUCUAAACUACACUUAGUGCUUCUAAAUUUGUCAACAGUGCUGCUGAAAUUUGAUCCUCGCUAGCACCACGGUUAAUACCCGAGUCCUCGGCUGAAUGCAAUAACUCAACUAAAGGCAUUUUUCUGUUGACUAAGACGUCACAGCUUGUCUGAGAGUUCCGCAAUUUUCCCUUUUUUAGCGCACCCACAAAUUUUGCACAACCACAAUCUGAAAACUGACAAAAAUAUUAACAUACCUCUUUUUACACAGUAUGUAUUAAGCAUUUUUGCAUUUGUUAUGGAUAAAGAGUUACUGAUUCUGUUCUUGUUCCCAUUUCACAUUUUCAGCACUAUAUAACGCCUUGUGCAAAGGUUUUGGCACCCAGGUUAAAUAUCUGCUGUUGAUUUUCUAAUUGUACUUCCUCUACAGGGAACAAACAUCACUUAAAUAUGUUAUUUUUCUACGUUUGGUUCACAGUUUCCAUUUAUUUGUUAAAUUCAACAUGAAUUCAACAAAUACAACGUAGAAUGUAACACAUGCUUAACUUUUAACACAUUUUCUCCAGCAAACAAACAGAAAUCGUGCAUUAAAAUGUGUUCCCUAUGCAGGAUGUGUUAACUUAAUUUCACUUUGAUAAUCAACAGAACUUUAAAUUUUCCUGAACUUUUUGCAUAAGACUGUAUGUGUAUGUAGUGGGGUCCAAAGGUCUGAGAACACCGAACAAGCGGAGUGAAAAAUAUCUUUGAUAUUUUAACAUGAAUUUCAGAAUUUUGUUAGUAUUUGGAACAGAGUUUACACAAGUUUGUGUAAAAGCCUCUAAUGAGUGAUCAGAUCUGCUUGAGAGUCGUCUCAGCUGGAGAUUUGCAUAAAUUUGAGUCGUGACCUGGAAAUAGUGCAGAAUCUCGAAUCUUCAUUUUAUUGGUCACUUUUCUGUUUAAAAUUUUUCAAAAUUUUAAAAUGUUCUGCUGGUUUAAAUGGAAAAAAUCCCAGAUUUUCAAUGUGCUCCCAGACUUUUGAACCACACUGUAUCUAUAUAAAGGCCCCUGAAGUAAAUAUGCAAGAUUUUUGGAGACCUGUGCAAAACUCAAAGGCAAAUUUGUGCCUUUACAGAUGAAUUUGAUCAUGUACUUCACUGGUUUGUCCAGUGGAUGGCGCAGUCGUAUCAUUUUUCUGAAGUUCUUCACUGCAUGGCUUAGAUCAGCUCAGAUCAUCAAAGACCAUCACUUUAAUCCCCAAAAAUAGAAAAGAGGAUUUGCAUUUUGCAGUUUUCACCAGAAAUACAACUUGUGCUGCUUUUUUUUAAUUAUUAUUUUUAUUUUUUGGACUGGAGAGUUUUCUCUGAGUGAGGCACAUUUCAGUGUAUUGCACAUAAUGAUGGACUCUUUUACAGCUUGUAUAGACCAUAACGUCUGCUCGGACGUCCGAUUACUACCCUGCUAACUCUCAAACAGAACGUUACUGUGUGUGUAUGUAUGUAUGUGAACGCUUAGGAUAGAUUGUUCACUCGCAAAAGUAUUGCAGCUUAAAGCCACAAGCAAGAAAUCGUCACUGAAACGACAGCUAAUUUCUGAACGAGUGAUCUUUCCUCUCUUCACAAUGUAACUGUAGCUCACAUUUAGCUCGUUCAUUAUUUAAAGAACGGAACGCUUCUUAAGACACAUCGAGCGUCGGACUUAAACAAGACUGCAAAGCAUUUUUUUGUAUUAAAGAUGACGGUUGUACAAAUACGUUCGAGUUAUUUUUGUAAACCAAAACCAGUUUUACAGUGUUUUUUAAAAAAAAAGAUGAGAAUGUAUCAUUUGCGGGACACUAAAGCGAAGGGGACGAGAAAGCGGUUGCAUUCGCCCGAAUUUGUAGUAGAGUCAGUAUUCAUUGGGGUGCGCGUUUCGGCUGACCACCAAGAGCCUCUCGGACGCUCUGGUUUCUCGUGAACACACUAAUUUCUUCCUUAACGACCUGACGAGAUGCUAUGAUUUGAAAAAAGUAUAUAUAUUUAUAGUAAGAUUUUUCAGAAGUUUCCUUUUGCAACGUUUAGUUCCGAAACUAGGAUGUUCUUUCGUAGUUGCCGAGCGGACGGGCCUCCCCGAGUUCCAUACAUGGCUUCUAUUUUUGACCUUUGUGUAAAAUAUUUUGAGUACAUUUUUAAAGAUUUAAACUUAAAGUUGGCAGUGACUGCACCUCCUAUCGGAUACGGUGGGCUUCAUUUUGUUAUUAUGUAACGAACUGACUAUUUUUAUAUUGUACAUUUUCAUGGAUGUGACAGAACUGCAGUCAUCAGCAUCUUCUAGUUUGCAUGAGACUGAAACUGUUGCAUGUACAGUACAUGGCAGAUGCAAUUCAUUCAAACCAAAUUUGUGCGAUACUUCUGGUUAAUUGGGCAAUUUGUGUUCUCAUUUCUUUCUUUUUUUUUUCGAGAGGCAAGCCCAGGCUGUGUGUGGCAGUGCAAUCGAGACAGAAAGAACAUCUGGUUUUUAUGUUAGUUUUGUUUUUUUUGUUUUUCUUUUUGCACCGUUUGAAUAAAAUUCUCAUUGUAUUUAAACACGAA
Molecule: messenger RNA, 8001 nt
Organism: Colossoma macropomum (tambaqui)
Lineage: Eukaryota; Metazoa; Chordata; Actinopteri; Characiformes; Serrasalmidae
Gene: otud7b
Product: OTU deubiquitinase 7B
Exons: 12
Coding region: 308-3061 (917 amino acids)
Biological process (GO): protein K11-linked deubiquitination; protein K48-linked deubiquitination; protein K63-linked deubiquitination
Cellular component (GO): nucleus; cytoplasm
Molecular function (GO): zinc ion binding; DNA binding; K63-linked polyubiquitin modification-dependent protein binding
Source: RefSeq, a predicted model, not a curated record